This is a messenger RNA of Paramecium tetraurelia, 1218 nucleotides long. RefSeq lists its product as uncharacterized. Lineage: Eukaryota; Ciliophora; Oligohymenophorea; Peniculida; Parameciidae. Gene Ontology annotation, biological process: positive regulation of transcription by RNA polymerase II; protein phosphorylation. The transcript is spliced from 3 exons. Gene Ontology annotation, molecular function: ATP binding; cyclin-dependent protein serine/threonine kinase activity; RNA polymerase II CTD heptapeptide repeat kinase activity. Gene Ontology annotation, cellular component: nucleus; cytoplasm; transcription factor TFIIK complex. The record is from RefSeq and is a predicted model, not a curated record.
AUGUAUAAAACAAUUUAGAAAUUAGGAGAUGGAGUUUUUGGGAGUGUAACAAAGGCUCUUGAUGAACGAACCUAAGAGUUUGUAGCCAUAAAGUCUUAUAGGGAUAAUAAAGUUAAAGAUGAAAGUAAAAUAAAAGAGAUCCAAAUAUUAAAAAAGUUAAACCACCCCAACAUUAUUAAAUUGAGAAAUGUGAUAAAAUAAAACAAAACAUUAGCGAUAGUGCUUGAUUUUUCUGAGAGAAACUUAUUGCAAUACUAUAAAUCGGUCAAGGAGAAAAAUAGAACCCUAUGCGAAUAGCAAAUUUAAAGCAUUGUUUAUCAAAUAGCAAGUGCUUUAAACUAUUUACACACAUAGGGCUAUUUACACAGAGACUUGAAACCUGAAAACAUCAUGAUACAGGAUAAUGGAGUGGUGAAAUUAAUAGAUUUCGGGCAAGUCACUUAUCAAAAUGAAUAGCAUACUGAUUAUGUCUCAACAAGGUGGUAUAGAUCUCCAGAAUAAAUUAAGCAAUAAUCCUACAAUCAGGAGAUCGACAUAUGGUCAUUCGGCUGCAUUAUUGCAGAACUCUACUUACUUACUCCAUUACUACCUGGGACGACUGAAAUUGACCAGUUGUAUUAAAUCUAGAAUUUGAACCUGAAUCAAUAUUCCAAUAUCAUUCCACCUCAUCCUUUGAGACUGAUAAAGAGUAUGUUGCAGGAGGACCCACAUCAAAGAGUGACUGCGAUAGAGAUUUUGUAGAAUAAUUGGUUGUCACAUCCAUUUAAGUUCUUACCUAAAGAAUUGGAUGUAUAGGAUGACUCAAAGUAUUUGAUCAGUCCUGCUUAAACACCAGUGAAAGUGCAGAAAUACUUUGAGAAAUAGGAGAACAAUUAAAAUGUAUUGAAUCAUCAUUCUGCUGGGAUGUUCAACUUUGUACAACCGAUGUAAAACAAUAGCAAUGUGGAUGAGGAUUUAGAUUGUGGGUACAUUCCUUCUUAUGUCACAUCGCUCUAGGGAACUUAGAAAAAGCGAGUGAUACCUCAACAAGCCUAAUUGGCUAAUGAAUAGUAGACCCAAGAGGCUCGAAUGGAAUUGGAACCGCAGUUGUUGUAUGUGAAGACCACGAUAAAUUAGCAAUAACAAAAUAGAUUGAAUAAAAACUUCUUUUCGAAACCGUAUUAAUAUGUUUAAUUGUAGAGUGCUAAACACACAAAGGAAAAACAAUAAUUAGACUGA